Messenger RNA from Peronospora farinosa, 5862 nucleotides. The record is from the annotation of a GenBank genome assembly. Lineage: Eukaryota; Oomycota; Peronosporomycetes; Peronosporales; Peronosporaceae.
AUGACAACAACUUCAGAUUCUCUACCAUUAGCGGAACGUCGCACUACGUGGCUCUUUAUCCAUACGUUGCUAUGGAAGAAUUGGCUGCUGAAGCGACGUCACCCUGUCGCCACGUUUAUGGAAAUUGCACUGCCCUGUCUCUUUAUUCUUGUAAUGAGUUUAUUAAAGACACUUGUGGAUGACGUAAACGUACCGGCAGGUUGGAGUGAUGACGAGAGUGUCAGAGGAGACGGUAGUCAGGGGACCUCUUAUAAUUUAUAUCAGACAUCGGGUACAUUUGUAGCUGGUAUUCCUGGUAUUUUACCCAAAUUUACCAUGCAUGAAACGUCCAUUUGGGGUAUUCUGUUAUAUUUGGGUACUUUAUCCAUUAUGGAUGGAUCAAGAUUGGAUGAAUUAUCGUCAUUGGAUGUAUUAAAUUGUACAAUGGGUGUCACUACCCGAGGAUUAGUGGAUAGUGAUCCCAAUUCCAAGUAUGCGGUACCCAUUUCUUGUGCUGGAAAAGUGAUUCCAUACAAAAUUGCAAUAGCGCCGGAUAAUGCCUUCACGAGGGACUAUUUUAUGCAGACAAUGGAAUUAUGGUAUCCUCGAAUAGCUCUUCAAAAUACGUCCACAUCACCCAUUAUUCCGUCUUUGAUGGAAAGUAUUCAAUUUUUUGAUACGGAAAAAGCAUUGGAAGACUAUAUCAGUGGCAAUGAUUACGCAUCGAGUCUGGAAAAUCCACAUAUUUACGGUGGCAUUGUGUUUAAUUCGUACCCAACUGACGAUAAAAUUGGAUCCUUUCAGGAUAUUGAGUACACGGUGCGACUCAAUUCAACAGCUGGUCAGAAUAAUGCUAUUGGAGGUGUACCCAGUACCAAUGGAAAUCCGUCUCCGGUAUCACCUUUUCAAAAGUCAAUUAAUACUGAUUACUAUACAAUGUAUACGAUUACAGGGUUUAUGACAUUACAGACAUUGGUUACAAGAUUUGUUACGUGUAUGCCCGAUUGGGAUGAUACAACGAUGAAAACAACGGGAAAGUGUCAAAAUCCACAAACCACAGCCGAAUCAUCAACGGAAAUUAAUGACGUAUUGUUGUCGUCAUUGGAUAAUGAUGUUCUGAUGCAAUCGGCUGUUGAAAAUAUUGCUGGAUCGGAUGUCACGUUUUCAGAGUUGACGGCAUUAUUUUCGAACAAGACAUUGGAAGCAUUUUUAAAACCAUUGCGACAAGCUCCACAGCCGUAUCUUGGAGCUUCGGUUGCACCAUUUCCGAUCGAGGCUUACGUUGAUUCUCCAUUCUAUGACCAAGUAGCAGACAUGUUUGCAGUUGUGUUUAUUUUGUCGUAUUUGUACUUGAUUUCACGCAUUUUGGUCGUCCUGAUUCAAGAAAAAGAGCUGCGAUUGCGCGAAUACAUGAAAAUAUUGGGCGUGAAGGAGACGGCAAUUGUUGUAUCUUGGUACAUAACGUACAUUUUGAUCCUGUUUAUGGGCUCCAUUCUGCAGGCGCUCACGGGUAACGUUGGCCUCUUUUCGAACAGCUCUGUGGUGUUGGUCUUUCUCUUCUUUUUCCUGUUUAGUUUAAGUGUGCUGGCGUUCGGGUUUAUGAUCAGCACGAUCUUUAGUAAAGCACGUGCUGGAUCAUUCGUUGGCAUGGUGCUUUUCUUUCUCAUGUACUUUGUGUCGACGGCAUUUAAAACGGAAACUGCUGAGAGCCAGAAGACAGUGGGCUGUCUUCUUUCCCCAGUAGCACUCACACUGGGUAUCACAGUCAUGUCGAACUUGGAGGCUACUGGAAUCGGCGUUACCUUUUCGAAUGCCAAUGUUUUGAAUAAAAACUUUCGCUUCAGUACAUCGUUGCUGAUGUUUGUUGUCGACGCGGUCCUGUACACACUGCUGGGGCUCUACUUUGAAAAGGUUAUUCCAAAGGAGCAUGGCACCACGUUGAAGUGGUAUUUUCCGGUGUCUCCCUCGUACUGGAGGAACCGUCGACAAUCUAGUAAGCCAUUGGAUGCUGAACUUCCCUCCGAAGCUUUGCUUGAUAAUGUCUCUGUGGAUGUGAAUCUCGACUUUGAGCCGGUGAACACGGAGCUUCGUGAUCAAGAACGGCAGGGUGAAGUGUUGGCGGUUCAGCGGUUACGUAAGGUCUUCUCCGUUCCUGGUGGUGAAAAGGUGGCAGUCCAAGGACUUGACCUGACCAUGUACAAGAAUCAGAUUACGUGCCUGCUGGGACACAAUGGAGCUGGCAAAACGACCCUUAUCUCUAUGUUGACUGGUAUGAUUGCCCCUACUAGCGGAGAUGCUACUUUCCGUGGCUUGUCUAUUACAGAGAAUAUGGACGAGAUCCGUGAGUCUCUGGGUCUUUGUUUUCAACAUGACGUGCUCUUCGAAGAGCUGACUGUGGAGGAACACUUGUUCUUUUUUGGGCGUAUUAAGGGUUACACAAAAGCAGAAUUGGAGUCUGUCAUUACCCGGCAGAUCCGUGAGGUCGGACUGACUGAAAAACGUCACGUGAAAUUAACUGAGCUUUCUGGUGGAAUGAAGCGAAAACUGUCCGUUGCUGUGUCUCUACUUGGUGACAGUUCGCUGGUGUUCUUGGACGAGCCAACAUCAGGAAUGGACCCAUACAGUCGUCGAAGUACUUGGGAGAUCCUGUUGAACAACCGCAACGACCGUAUUAUGAUAUUGACGACGCAUUUCAUGGAUGAAGCUGAUAUUUUGGGUGACCGUAUUGCAAUCAUGGCAGAAGGUGAGCUGCGUUGCUGCGGUUCGUCGUUGUUUUUGAAGAACCGGUUCGGUGCAGGUUACAACUUGACCCUGGCAAAGGACGACGCGACCUGCAAUGAUAGCGAUGUAAUUGGCUUUGUGACGCGCCGAGUACCAACGGCACAGCUGCUGAGCAAUGUUGGCAGUGAGAUUGCGUUCCAGCUACCACUCGCGAGCUCAUCGAAAUUCGCAUCAAUGUUUGCAGAUGUGGACGACAACCUCCAGAAGCUUGGUUUGCUGUCAUAUGGUGUUUCGGUGACUACUUUGGAAGAAGUGUUCAUUAAGGUGGCCGAGUUAGGUGACCAUAGUAACCAACACACACUUGAAAAUCGUGCUCGCCUUGAAACACCUGUGCCAAGUUCGACUUCAGAAAAUGAGGCAGGUGCGAUUCCUGAGCCAACUGGCUCAAUUUUUAUGAUCCACCUCCGGGCUCUUGUUCUGAAGCGGUUCCGGUACGCAAAGCGUGACAAGAAGAUGAUCUUUUACAGUUUGGCUCUACCCAUCCUGUUGCUUUUGAUUGGUUUGGGUUUGCUUCAAGGAGCAAGCUUUACCAAGAAUGAUCCGAACCUGCCGUUGACCACCGAUGCGUUUGGCUAUGGGACUGAGGCUCCAACACCUUACUUUUGUCAGCCAGGUACAACCGAGGACCAGUGGUGUAGCGACACGAUGUCUGACUCCUACUUUACCGAUGUGUCGACUGAAGCGCUUACGUUGUCAGAACCAUCGUAUGACUCAACCUCACCGACCGUGUUUGACGUAAAGUAUACGAAUCCUGCAAUCAAUACUACCGGUGCCACGGGUUAUGGCUUACGCCUAGGUGAGGAGGUUUACAAACGUGGCUACGGCGUCGACACGCCCAGUGUUGAGGGCCAAUAUGGCGCCUACUUGGUGCAUGGAGACAGCAGCAACAAUCUCUUGGGCUACAACUUGUUUGUGAACACGACUUCUACACACGGGGCUAUUAUUUUCAAGGCACUGAUGGAUCAGACAAUCUAUCGCUUCUUCGCAUCCGAAUCCACCUCCGACGCCUCCAACGUCAAGUUGAUGGUCAACAACCAUCCGCUACCGCUGACUGCGGACACGAAAGCUUUAUUUGGGUCCUUCCUGGCGUUUACGGCAUGCCUGUUUAUCUGUAUUGCCUUUACCUAUUACCCGGCGUCUAUUGUGACGUUUCUGGUGAAGGAGAAACAGUCAAAUCACGACUCGAAGCACCAGCAAUUGGUGUCUGGCGUAUCGCUAGGAGCCUUCUGGCUAUCCAACUUCGUCUGGGACUUUGCGCUAUAUUUGAUCCCGUGCGCUUCAGCGAUUCUUAUGAUAUAUCUGUUCGGCAUUGAUUCCAUGACCGGUGGUCCGGCAUGCACCAGUUGUGCGCCAGAGACGUUUACAGCCGUGAUUGUCAUCUUCAUCUUGUUCGGACUGGCGAUCUGCCCGUUUACUUACUGCCUGUCAUAUCUGUUCAAGGAGCACGCUUCGUCUCAAACGUACACGAUUAUGAUUAACUUUAUCAUCGGUGUGGUGCUCAUGGUGCUCUCUUUCAUUCUGGAUGUGAUCGAGUCAACUAAGGACGCAAAUUCGGUGCUGGUGUUCGUUUGGCGUUUAUCGCCACUCUUUAAUCUUGGAUACGGGCUGCUGAAGUUGGUGCUUAAUGAGUUAACUACGAUCCGCGAAAGCAAUGAGGCCGUGACGAGUCCGUUCAGCACUGACAUUAUGGGCUGGGAGAUGAUCUUUCUGUUUUUUACAGCAAUCUUGUACGGACUCUUGGCUGUGGGAAUCGACUACGCUAUGACGUUUCCGAAGGUGAAGGACUGGAUGAGUGGCAGUGACAAAGUUCAAGACGAUGUUUUUGAGGAAGACGUCGAUGUAGAGAGGGAAGCGCAGCGUGUGACCAAUGGGGAAGCAGACAACGACACUGUGAAACUCGCAAGUCUUCGUAAGGUAUAUCGCGGCGGCAAGGUUGCGGUUCGUAACCUUUCCUUUGGUUUGAAACGUGGCGAGUGCUUUGGCUUUCUUGGAAUUAAUGGUGCUGGCAAGACGACGACCAUGAAAAUGCUAACGGGCUGUGAACUUCCCACACACGGCACUGCAACGCUUGGAGGUUUCGAUAUUUUAACCCAGCAGAUUGAAGUGCGUCGUCAGAUUGGAUACUGCCCACAAUUUGAUGCCUUAUAUGAUUUGCUAACAGUUCGCGAGCACCUGGAGUUGUUUGCAUCGAUCAAGGGUGUACGUCGGUCUCAGCUGAAUGAAAUUGUCGAGGACAAAAUCAAACAAUUGAACCUGGGAGACUUUGAGCAGAAGCUCGCUGGCAGUUUGAGUGGCGGCAACAAACGUAAAUUGUCGGUAGCCAUUGCGAUGAUCGGUGACCCACGAAUUAUAUUUCUAGAUGAGCCAUCGACCGGUAUGGAUCCUGUGUCGCGUCGCUUUAUGUGGGAUGUCAUUGCUGACAUUUCGACUCGCGGCAAGAACUCUACCAUUGUGCUUACAACGCACAGCAUGGAAGAGUCAGAGGCCCUGUGCUCUCGCGUGGGCAUCAUGGUUGGUGGUCGUCUCCGUUGUUUGGGCAGUGUGCAGCACUUGAAGUCUCGCUUUGGCGAUGGUCUUGUUUUCGACGUGAAGCUUGCGAAUCCUUUGCAAGACGAGUUGGAUAGUCUUGUGCAACGACAUUUCGGAGGUGCUCAUGAGACGGUCACCCGCGAGGAAUUAGAAAAUAAGUGUCGAGCAUUUGGAGACCAGAAGCUGGCCCAACGAGUCACAGCCUCACACCCGACGGGAUACGGACUCGCCGCCAUAUUGGAACGCGAUGGAUACAUUCGAGCGGAGGCAUUCCUGUCGUGGUGCUUGGAAGAAAUUCGUUUCGAUGCACUUUUCAAUUUUCUCAGCGAUUUCUUCCGCCAGGGCAGCGUGACGGUAAUGGAACGUCAAAACGACUUUUGCCGCUUCAAGCUGCGUGGCUCGGACGAUGAAUUGCGCUUAUCCAAAGUGUUUGCGAUGGUUGAAGACAUGAAAGAAGAAAUGCACAUUCGUGAGUAUAGCGUCUCGCAGACGUCGCUGGAGCAGAUUUUCAACUAUUUUGCUUCUCAGCAGGCUGAAGAAAAGGGCAUGGCUCGUGGUUUUCAAGGGGCUUGA